AUGAACGUGGUGCCAAGGAACGAGUACAAGAGCAGUGUGAGCAGUACUGGGGACGCUCUGCGGUCCGGUGCUGCUGGGGCCCCGCUAGCGACGCAGAUGAACGGGAGACACCCACUGGAGCAGCGUGUGGCGAAGUGGGAGGAGACGCAAAGGAAGAGGCAAUGGGAGCAGUACCGCCAGGUGUUCGGUGUCGCUGAGCCCAUGCGGCGUAAGAUGGAGUUGUCUAUCGUUGAGGCGACCGAUUUCCACCCGGCGAGGAACGAUGGGGCCCCCACGGCGUCGCACCAGGGGUCGAUGCACAGGGAUAUACUGCUGAAUAAGGGACGCAGAGGUCACGUUGGGAGGAAGUUUAUCUGCGGUGAGGGCCAGGGAGACGGUGCGAUGCAGGGCCCUGCUGCGCUGGCGAGGGCGGGGACGAUCCACGCACAGUUUGAGUCGAGGCUGGGACUCUGA
Huiozyma naganishii CBS 8797 is the source of this 453-nucleotide messenger RNA. RefSeq names its product Ump1p (gene UMP1). The record is from RefSeq and is a predicted model, not a curated record. Bases 1 to 453 code for a protein of 150 amino acids. Gene Ontology annotation, cellular component: cytoplasm; nucleus. Gene Ontology annotation, biological process: proteasome assembly. The transcript has a single exon. Lineage: Eukaryota; Fungi; Ascomycota; Saccharomycetes; Saccharomycetales; Saccharomycetaceae.